AUGGAGUGCGAGCCUAUCAACGCCGGGCCGAUGAACCGGAUGCUCACACUGCUCUCCGUUAAGCUCAUGCAUCGGUGUGAGAGAUAUUUGUCACGGUUGUGGAAGCCGUCCCCGGGCUCGUCACCUUUGUCCAGGUUCUUCAUCAAAGUAUACCCCUUCGAAAACCUGGCCGAGGCGUACGCCAUGCAAUUUGUCGCAAAGCAUACGUCGAUCCCAGUGCCCAAGGUCUACUGCGCCUUUAUCCACAAGGGCGCUACAUACACAGUCAUGAGCCGGAUUGAUGGACACAUGGUAAGUGGUGGAUGGCAUGGCCGGUCCGACGAGUCCAAGCGGGAGAUUCAUCUCCAGCUCCAGCUUAUGAUCGAGGAGCUUCGAAACAUAAGCCCGCCCGAGGGCAUGGGCGUCGCUAAUGUCAACGGCGGUCCUUUCUGUGACCCUCGCCUGCCCUCCAAAAUGUUCUGGGGCCCUUUUGCUUCGGUCCGCGAGUUCCAUCAAGCCCUCAUAGAGCCUGUGAAGAUUGAUAAGCACCCUACGGACCUGCCAGACCUGCCAGACGACAUCCCUGAGCUACUCGAUUUCUACCGCCAACACCACGAAAAAGUAGUGUUCACGCAUGGCGAUCUAAGCAGCUUGAACAUCGUGGUACGCGGUGACAAGGUUACUGGCAUCAUCGAUUGGGAGACCUCUGGCUGGUUUCCCUCGUACUGGGAGCACUCAUGUGCUUGGCAUGUCAACCCAUACAAUGUGUUCUGGCAGGAUGAAGUCGGCAAAUUCUUGCCCCAUAUGCCUUAUGAGCUGAGAAUGGACAAGAUACGGCUGAAAUACUUUGACGCUUUCGGGACCAAUAUAUAG
Anthostomella pinea is the source of this 852-nucleotide messenger RNA. The record is from the annotation of a GenBank genome assembly. NCBI's taxonomy places the organism in Eukaryota, Fungi, Ascomycota, Sordariomycetes, Xylariales, Xylariaceae.